Molecule: messenger RNA, 949 nt
Organism: Dreissena polymorpha
Lineage: Eukaryota; Metazoa; Mollusca; Bivalvia; Myida; Dreissenidae
Product: complement C1q tumor necrosis factor-related protein 3-like
Exons: 3
Coding region: 150-806 (218 amino acids)
Molecular function (GO): protein binding
Source: RefSeq, a predicted model, not a curated record
AGAACGAUCAAGUGACGCAUAACACUGACAUUCGUCUACCAGACAACUGAUAUCACCGGACGGUUUGGCAUAUAUUUAAGGCACGCUUAAAAUUGUGAAAUAAUAUCUGACGAUAAACUCGAACAUUCAUCUAAAUUGGUUUGACAAAGAUGGUAUUUCGAGUACUAAUUGUGUGUGCGUUGAUCGCUUUGUUUAACAAGAACUAUGCGCUAUCUAACGACUUGGAUCUACAAGCCCGAAUCGAAAAGCUAGAGAGAAGAAUCGAGCUUGAACAAGAAUCGUGCAAAGAGAUGAAUGCACGACUAAAAGAGGAAGUGCAGAGUCUUAGAAACAUCAUCACGAAUGAACACCGCAACGGGACAUUAACACAUGUCUACAAAAGACAGAGUACUCCGGAAGUUGUUGCAUUCACCGCCUACCUUAGUUAUAACCCAGAACAUAUCGCAGAUGGACAGAUCAUUCCCUUUGACAGGACCAUCACAAACCUUGGUAAUGCGUUUAACAUCCACUCGCAUACGUUCAUCUGCCCCGUCGAUGGAUUGUAUAUGUUUUCCGUUGUCAUUUCCCAUUUGACAAUUGGAGAGGUUCUUGGAAAACUAGUCAUCGAUGGGGUAAAUAUUGUUGAUGCGAUUGCUGAUCCAGUAACAAAUGGCCAUGACCAACAGGGCAUAAAUAUGGCAGUCGUUCAGGCUAGAAAAGGACAAGCUGUGCAAGUGGUCAACUAUUUAUACAAUGACGUCUGGUACCGCAGCGACGAAACAAAUAGGUUUUCAACAUUCAGCGGAGUGCUCCUUCAAGAAAUGUAAACGUGUACUAUCUACAAUCAUUGUUGUUAAAGUGCAUUGCAUUUAUCUUGUAAUUGGCUGUAUGAGACUCAGAUAUGCAUCUUUAGUGUUCAUUUAACAGUGAACAUAAAAAGUCGACAUUUUAUUAAAAUCAAAUGAAUAAU